ACCGGUUAUACCGUUAACCAAGGCGGAUUAGCCACCCCAGCGGCUCUGCUUGCCUCACGCACGCUGCUGACUGGUCCAUCUUCGUUCUCUCUCCUCUGUCCAACCUCCUCCUCGCCGUUUCCACCUCACCCGCAAAGAAGAUGAAAAGGGAAAAAGACUGCUCGCUCUCGAUCGCCGAUCCAACACUGCAUCCUCCUCAGUCCUCACAUAUCUAACAUGUUGUCGUCGCAGUGGCUUCACGAGGCGUCCAACUCGUUGCCGUUGGUGCCUGUCAAAGCUUCCUUGCUAUUGAUUGUCGCUGGCGUCGCUGUCGGCCCCCACUAGUCCACCAAGCUUCAGGGGCGUCGCCGUCGACCGCUAGUCGAAGCCCCACCUUUGAAUUUGAAGAGAGAGACGAAUGAUUGUCGGCUCGACGAGACAAUCUCCUCUCAUCGGUCAUUCUCUCCCUCACGCCGUCAAUCUCUACUUCUCGCCGCUCUCCCUUUGUUGGCCUAGCUCUCUCAUCGUCGUCAAUCUCUGCUUGCUCUCCCUCCUCCGUCAACCUCUCCCUAGCCCCCUGCAACCGCUAAGAGCUUAUUUCAAAAAUCAGAUAGAUUUCUCUGUCCUUGUAUAUAGUUGAGCUCUCCAAUUUCCAUCAAUUGCAUAAUUACCCAAAACCAAAUCGAUGAAGGUCUGAGAUUGAUUCAAUAGCCUCGAUUCGGGAGAAAUCAACCACCGGGGGAAAGAGCCACCACUGGGGAAGUAGAUUAGGAGAGGAAGUUUGGCUGGAGAAGGAGAAUUGAUGAUUGAUAGCUUGGGCAGGAAGAGGUAGGGGUGUCCAUUCGGGUUCGGUUUUUAGGGUUUACCCGAAACCGACCUAAUUAUAUACAUUUUCGGUUUUUCGGGUUUGGGUUCGUUUCGGGUUUUGGGUUUUUCAGUUUCGGUUCGGUUUUGCUUAUCGGUUUUUCGGGUUCCGGCUAAAAACCUCCAAUGAAUAGUACUCAGCCCGUAUUUUAAGGCGUUCGGAUUUCGGUUUUGCUUUAACCGAACCCGAACCCGAUAAGGAAUUUUCGGGUUUCGGGUAACCGGAACCCACAAGUCCUUAUCGGAUUCGGGUUCGGUUUUAGUGAUUUUCGGUUUCGAGUUUUCGGGUUUUUUUGUGUUUCGGUUUGGGUAACCGAACCCGACCCGAACUGACACCCCUAGGAAGAGGCGGAGGGAGGUUCCGGAAACCAAAUGGAGAAGAUAGUCUGCCAUCGUAAAAGUAUAUUCCGUAAUGCUUGUCACGAUUUCUCGGUAUAACCGGUAACCGCCUAUCCGGUUAGAAAUCGGUUUCGAUUGCCAAUCUCCAUCUUGACGCUACCGGUAUAUCGUUAAUCGGGUAGUCGGUUACCGGUUAAACUGGUAAAUUACGGAAUACCAGCCCUAACUAUACUGUGAGGAUUUGUUUUUGCAAGAUUUUUUCCCCCUUUUCUUCCCCAUCCGCGGUAAACAAACCCUAAACUUCCGUCCAGUGCCAUUAAUCAACUCCCUCCUACAUCUUUCCGACCAGAACACGAACCUUAAACUUUCGAGCAGAGCUCACUUCAGUUUCCGACUAAUUUCGUUGCCAUCACAUUUGCAAUUGAGCGUUCCUCACUUUCAUUGUGGCAAUAAAUGACAAACAUAAUCAGUUACUGCAUCUUCCGUCAUAAUGCCUUUCGAUUUCAGCUGUCGAAAAUAUCUGGUAAGGCUCUAUUCUCUUCUGCUCGUUUCACUAGCGUCGAUGAUGCCCUAGAUUCAUUUAAUAGUAUGCUCCACGCGAAUCCCAUGCCCUCCAUUGUGAAAUUCGGUCAAUUAUUGACUGCCCUUGUGAAACUGAAAGCCCCUGAGGUUGCGCUUUCUGUGGCCGAACGAAUGGAUUUGGCUGGCAUUCCCUGCAACGAUUACAUACUUAACAUGUUGAUCCAUUGCUACUGCAAAUUGGGUCGCGUGGAUUUCGGGUUUUCGAUUUUGGGCAAAGCUUUUAAACUCGGACUUCAACCAGAUGUGAUUGCUUUCAAUACUCUGAUUGAUGGGCUCUCCAAAAGUGGGAGAAUUCCUGAGGCAGUGGAGUUGUUUAAUAAGAUGGUGGCUUUAGGAUAUAAGCGGGAUGUGGUCACUUAUAACGCGAUUGUAAAUGGGCUGUGCAAGAUGGAAAAAACAGAUGCAGGUCUUAGUUUGCUCAGACAAAUGGAAGCUUUGGGUUGUUGCCCUAGUGUUGCUACAUAUAACACUGUCAUGGAUGCCCUAUGCAAGAAUGGUUUGAUGUCAAAAGCUCUGGAUGUCUUUUCUGAGCUAAAGAAUAAAGGAGUUUCACCAGAUGUUUUCAGCUACAAUUCCUUAAUUCACGGCUUAUGCAUCUCAAGCCAGAGGGCUGAAGCUUUGAGGAUGUUGAUUGAAAUGAUAGAUAGUGACAUCAUGCCUGAUGUAUUCACCUUUAGCAUAUUGGUUGAUGAUUUCUGCAAAAAUGGGAUGAUUUUGCAAGCUAAAGCUGUGGUCAACAUGAUGAUUCAGAGAGGAGUACAUCCAAACAUUGCUACGUACAACUCAUUGCUAGAUGGAUAUUGCUUGAGAAGUGAAGUUGGCAACGCUAAAAGGUUAUUUGACUUGAUGUCCAGCCUGGGAUGCAAGCCUAAUGUUCGUACUUACAGCAUCAUGAUCAAUGGAUAUUGUAAAGAUAAAAGGAUCUCUGAAGCCAACCAGUUAUUUUCUGAUAUGCUUGAGAAGGGUUUGACUCCAAAUAAUAUUACAUUUAAUACUCUUAUUGAAGGAUUCUGCCUUGUGGAAAGGCAUCAAGAAGCACAUGAACUUCUCACGAAAAUGGUUGAUCAGGGUCAAGUGCCAGAUGUUGUGACAUAUAGCAUUUUGCUGUCUAACAUGUGCAAACGAGGUAAGCUAGAUGAGGCGUUGACUAUGUUCGAAUCAAUCAAAAAUAGCAAGUUAAAGCCGGAUGUUCGGAUGUAUAAUAUCUUGAUCGAUAGCCUGUUCAAAACUGUGAAGCGUGGGGAGGAAGCAUGGGCUUUGUUUACUAUCCUCCGCGAAGAUAAGUUCUUACAACCUAAUGUGUACACAUAUAACGUGGUAAUUGGUGGGCUCUGUGGACAAGGUUUGGUCGAUAAAGCUUAUGAUUUAUUUAGAACAAUGGUGGCGAGUGGUUGCGCACCGAAUUCCCGCUCUUAUAAUGCAAUCAUCGCUGGAUUUCUUCAGCACAAAGAUCCACUUGACGCUGUGGAACUCAUUCAUGAAAUGAUUUCUAAGGGUUUCUCCUCUGAUGCUACCACGAUGUCCUUGAUCGUAGGUUUGGAUAAUCCAUAUCUUGAAAAACUUUUAGAUUCCUCAGAUUUGGGUGACGAGGAGAAGCGGCUAAAGGGUUUAUCAACAGAUACAACUCAAGGAGGAUCAUGUGGUACCCAAAAACCUAUUGAAAGUCAUUUUAACCAGGAUGAGCAAGUUACCGAUGGUUGCAGAGGCAUGCAGUGAACAUACAUUGAGAUUUUUGCAUGUACAGUUGAGUUUUCUCCACGGCUGUAAUUGGAAUUCUUACCCAUGAUCGUUGCCACUCUCACUGACUGUGCUGUAUUCUCCCUCUGCUCGCUGUUCUGCGGAAUGUACUGAUCUCAAGGCUCUGCAUACUUGACAGAUUUAAUGCUUGUAGUUGUGAUGUUGCUGUUCAUGUUAACAAUUAUGGCCAUGGAGUAAUACUAGAAAGGUAUGAUAGCUUAGCAUUUUGAAAGCUCAACCUCAGCCGUUUAUGGAGUUGAAAGAUUUAUCUUUUUUCUUGGAUGUUAUCUCGUAUUUUGAAACAUUGAUUUAGUUUGAUGUGCUUAUUUGUCAUGAAUAAGCUCCAACUUUUCAGCUUAUUGAUUCGGUGAUGUUAUGAAGUUGAUUGGAUAUUUCAUUUGUUGAGUAACCUGUGGUGUCUCCUCAUCUGUGAAGAACAGUGCAUCAGUUCAUUUUUUUGUUGUUUCAUUUUCUUUUCAUUUCAUUGGGAAAAAACAAGGACUUUAUUUAGUUGGAGAGGAGGCAAUGCAUCAAUUAUUAGAGCUCCUACUGGAGUCUACUUAUUACUUGGCAAUAAAUUUGGAAGUGGCUUUUGUAUUGUGAACGACAAGCUCUUCUCUCGGCGGUUAGUUGUCUGAUCACAUUUGCCAGAAGAGAAAUCAGUUUUCCUUACUGUUCCCGUAACAAGGAAAAGGAAAGUCACCAUAAAAAAGAGGAAAAGAGAAACGGAAGAGAGAGGAGGACAGGAGACAAGGUCAAGCUUAUCAGCAGCGAGCGGUUCGAGUUCGUGAUCAACAAAGAAACCUCCAUGGUUUCCAGGCAAUUCGUGACAUGCUCCUCCUGGUUUGUUUCUCUCGGCCCCUUCUCUUAGUUUGAUAGUUCCCAAGUCAAAUGGGUUGGAGAGAGUUCCUAUCUGGGAUUUGUUAAUCUGGGUUCGUCGAUUUUGACACAAAAGGUGACGCCUUCUGUUCAAUUGAGUUGAUUGGCGGUGCUAAUUGAAUUUACUAGUGGUGUCUGUUUUAUUUUUUGAAAAGUUGUUGGGGGAUGGCGGGUUGGCGAAAUUCAUUGUAAGCCUGCUUCUGUUCUGUCGUAAAGUUGAUCUCCUAUCAUUUCAAAUGGCAGGGAUUUUCGCUGAGGUGCAACAUGUGAUAUGACUUUCCCUGUGAGAAGCACCACGAUUCUGUAGAAAAUCUGCCAGUAUUUCCACUGUUCUCUUCAGUAUGCUAGGUUCGGUUUCUUUUCUCCCCUUCUCUUAUUUACUCCUUUUGUAUUGUGUUGUUUCUUUCAAGGUCGUCCCUUUCUUCGCUGAAGGUCAUUUGUACAUGAACAUUUUAGUUUGGUUUAGUUUGCUUGCGUUGAAAUCGUCAAUAUUCUAGUUUACCAUCAUUCAUCAAACCAUCUGGCUGACUAAGCAUGUUCUUGUGCUUCUGGAGCAAAGGCGCACUCAGAAGUGGCAUUUCCUUAUGCUUCGUUGACGGUGUACUGGAUAAUCGUUCUCUUAUACAGUUAGCAUUGGUUUCAUCUUCUGGGUCUUUUUUUCCAACUAAGAACAGCAGGGUUCUGGAGUUCUAUGGAUCAUUAUUUCCAUCCGUCAGCUCUGUUUGUUGAGUGGCUUGGCUCAUAGCCCGCACAUUUGAUGCUUUUCUCCUGGAGAUGAAGGCCUGUACUCCCUAUGCCGAGGAACGUUACUCUGAAUAGAGUGGUGCUUGUUUGGACAUUAAGCCCAUUUCUUCAUUCAUGAGCUUUCAGUCAGUUUUAUGAUAAUUGCGUGCAUGUAAUUUCAGGGAUGUAUAAUAUUUGUUAACUGAGUUGUUGAUUAUGCAUGUUCCUCUGCUUUCCCUAUGUUUAAAGAUGACACCAAUAUAGAUUGUAGAUUUUG
Linum trigynum is the source of this 5380-nucleotide messenger RNA. The record is from the annotation of a GenBank genome assembly. Lineage: Eukaryota; Viridiplantae; Streptophyta; Magnoliopsida; Malpighiales; Linaceae.